Molecule: messenger RNA, 2973 nt
Organism: Cricetulus griseus (Chinese hamster)
Lineage: Eukaryota; Metazoa; Chordata; Mammalia; Rodentia; Cricetidae
Source: RefSeq, a predicted model, not a curated record
GCCCGGGAACCCUGUCGCGGAGGAGGCGCCAUUCCCGAGGCUUUUCUCCUCCGCAUCAGCUCGGAGAGAGUCGGGAGGAUGGCUUCGGAGAUGGAGUCGUCUCUGGAGGUCAGCUUCUCGUCCAGCUGUGCGGUGUCAGGGGCGUCCGGGUGUCUGCCUCCCGCCCGCUCCCGCAUCUUCAAGAUCAUCGUGAUAGGAGACUCGAACGUGGGCAAGACAUGCCUGACUUACCGCUUCUGCGCCGGCCGCUUCCCCGACCGCACCGAGGCCACGAUCGGGGUGGACUUCCGAGAGCGAGCCGUGGAGAUCGAUGGCGAGCGCAUCAAGAUCCAGUUGUGGGACACAGCAGGACAAGAGCGGUUCAGGAAGAGCAUGGUUCAGCACUACUAUAGAAAUGUGCAUGCUGUCGUCUUUGUGUAUGACAUGACCAACAUGGCCAGCUUCCACAGCCUGCCAUCUUGGAUAGAGGAAUGCAAACAACACUUGCUGGCAAAUGACAUACCUCGAAUUCUGGUUGGAAAUAAAUGUGACUUGAGAAGCGCCAUUCAGGUGCCCACAGACUUGGCACAAAAGUUUGCUGACACACACAGUAUGCCUUUGUUUGAGACCUCUGCUAAAAACCCCAAUGAUAAUGACCACGUAGAAGCUAUAUUUAUGACAUUGGCUCAUAAGCUGAAGAGCCACAAGCCACUGAUGCUCAGCCAACCGCCUGAUAACAGAAUAAACCUGAAACCUGAAACAAAGCCUGCAGUGCCGUGCUGGUGCUAAGUCACAGGUAUGCCCGUUAUGGGACUGACUGAGUCUGAAGGGACACUUCUGAGUAAGUGUAAUUAAGUUUGUAAGAUUAAUCUUAAAUAUAAUGGAUCAUCCCACUGUUAGCGUUGUUGCUCUGCCUUUUGUAUUUUGCAUUCUCUUAAUAAGUUUGUCAUUGUGACAACACAAAGAAAAGGUCAGUUUACAGCUGGGAUGGAAAAUGAAGCAAAGAUGGAUGAGCCAGGCCAUAUUUCCAGUGCCAGCCAGGUGAAGCAGGCCUCCUGUGAGCAUGAUACAACUUAAAGGCGUGGUCUUGGUUCCACUCCAUGUCCCUGGACUGUGAAAGAAAUUCGUGUAGGCCACAUUUACUGAGCAGAGCUAAAGGCAAGUGACGAGUUAAUAAGGUGCUUUUAAUUUACUGUGGCAUCCAAGCACUAAAAAACUAAUCAAAAGAACCCAAACACUUGGAGUUUGUUUUAGCCACGACUUUUAAUUGAAAUGUCAAAGCAGGUUCCUGGUGUCCCUUGCCCUCUGCUCCUAUCAGUUGGGAGAUUCAGGGCUGAUUCUGUCAGUAUCUGUUUGGCUGAGAGCUCUGAGGGCCUGCCUCAAGUUGCUGAGUCUACAUGUAUUCCUGUAAUAGUAUUGUUGGGUCAGGUUUUUUUUUUUUUUUUUUUAAUGUCUGAAUUUUAUGGCCACAAACUGUUCUUAUAUAAAAAAUGAGUUAAAUAUUGAAAAUUAUGUGUCCCUCACUGGUGAAAGGAAUUUUGUUUGUUUGUUUGUUUGUUUUUUGAGACAGGGUUUCUCUGUAUUGCUUUGGAGCCUGUCCUAGAACUCUGUAGACCAGGCUGGCCUUGAACUCACAGAGAUCCGCCUGCCUCUGCCUCCUGAGUACUGGGAUUAAAGGCAUGCACCACCAAUGUCUGCCGAAAGAAAUAGUUUUGAAAAAUUUUUGUUUUGCCCUGAAUACUUUUAGUUUGAAUUUAAGACUUUGCACAAAGCAAGUAGCACAUUCUGUUGUUUGCAGAAUGGAGUGUAAAUCAUGUUCGGCCUCAUUCUGACAGCUUACAGCCCUGGGCAAUUUUAGGGGAAAUUAAGCCAAAAUAGACUUUACUUAAAUAUUUUCAGAAUGUAGGAAACAAAGGCACUCAGACCUAGUUUCAGAUUUUUGUUUCAUUAUUCUGAAUGUCUCAAUUGGAAACUUCAGUUACAAAAGCAAGUUUAUUUUACUUAAUAAAUUACUAAGUGAAAGUAAGACUUUUAAGAAAUGGUUGUACAAUUUUAAAUAUUAGGGCCCAGGUUGGCUUUAUUUGCACUGAGAGAGAUUUUUCUUUUUCUUUUUUAAAAUAGGGUGGUCUCACUUUGUAGGCCUGAUUGGCCUGGGACCAGGGCAGCCUCAGACCACCUGCCUCAUCCGCCAACUGCUGGGGAUUAAAGGCUUGUACCAUCAGAACUAGCCUAUUACAUGUUUCUUAAUCAUGCUAGAAUUAAAGAUUAAAAAUUGUCUUACCUAAAUUAAUGCUGACUCGUGAGCUAUUUUUCUAGUGAAACAUGGCUGUAGUAGCUGGUGGCUGUAGAAGUUUUUACAGAAGGGAAUCUGUUCAUUGUUUUUCACACUGUACAACUGGGGAAAGAGCAGGUAGGAUUUCCCAACACAUCUGUGCUUUCCUUCUGUACUGUCCUCAGUGUUUUUUUUUUGUUUUAAAGUAACAGACUGUUUCUUUUUGUAAGGAGUUAAUGAGCAUUCUUUACAAUUCUGAGAAAAGUCUCAUUUCUUCCCUUUAGUAUUUAUUAAUUUAAACAUUUGUAUCUUAGUUGUAACAACCUAUCACUUUAGUAGUUUCUUUUUUUAAAAAGAUACUUAUCUGGAGAGCAAGAUUCUGCCUUUAGAUGUAUUCCAAAGUGUUUGUGAAACACUUGAUUGACUGUUGACACCACUUCCAAAAUGAUGGUGAGCUGUAGUUAUUAAUUUUUUAAGCACAAAUCAAUAUUUUGUACCUCUGUGAAUUUAUUUUAUCUGACAUUUAAUUGGAAGUAUCAUAUUUUAAAAAAAUCUUAAUUUGAGAACCCAAAGCAAACUACUUUAGAAUCUGUUGUGUUUGGCUACAGACUGCUUGAUUGUAUUGCUCUUUCAUGUUUCUUCAACAAGUUCAGUAGUUUUGCUAUAUGAAACUCUUACAUUUCUCCUAUGAAGUAAAAUAAAUCAUCUUUGCCAUGAAGAAA